CGCCGCUGUCGCUGUCUCUGCUCAGCCGCCGGGCCUCGGCGCGAUAAACCCGGGACGCGAGAUCACGGGAAACCGGGAUCUGGUUAAAGAAUUAAAUCCCGUUUCCUGUCCGCCGGCGCCGGGACGAGACCGGCCCUACAGUGUAGUUAAAAAUGUGCUGUGAAAUAAAGAGGAGGUUUUUGCUGCUUUAUGCAACACAGAAGGGACAGGCAAAAGCCGUAGCUGAGGAAAUAUGCACGCAGGCAGACGCACAUGGAUUUGAAGCUGAUAUUCACUGUAUCAGUGAGUCUGACAAGUAUAAUCUGGCAACAGAAAAGGACCCUCUUGUUAUUGUUAUUUCCACUACUGGUACUGGAGACCCUCCAGACACAGCUUGCAAGUUUGUUAAGGAAAUUAAAAACAAGACCCUGCUACCUGAUCAUUUUGCACAUCUACGUUAUGGAUUGUUAGGUCUGGGAGAUUCUGAAUACAUGUUCUUCUGCAAUGGUGGGAAGGUAGUAGACAAACGACUCCAGGAACUCGGUGCACAGCAUUUCUAUGAGACUGGACUGGCGGAUGAUUGCGUAGGUUUGGAAAUAGUGGUUGAGCCAUGGAUUGAUGGGCUUUGGCUUGCCCUCAGAAGAGAGUUUACGUCAUGGAACAUAAAAGAAGACAUGAGCAACAAUCUCAGGGCUGUGUCUAAUGGUGUCUCUGCAAUGACUGUAGUCCCAACCAUGUCAGGAAUAUGCAGCUUAGACUCAGAAAUACAGCAUUUGAAGCUAGAAGAUUUAGAAGUGAAGGCUACUGAUGCUUUAUCCCAAAAACCAGCUAAUGUUCAUUCUGUAGUGUCCGUUCAAGAUACUGAAGCUUCACUUGAUCGAUCAGUCCCUCCUCUUUCACAGUCUGCUCUUAAUAUUCCUGCUCUGCCAUCAGAAUAUAUAGAUGUACAGUUUCAGGACGGCACUGGCCAGGAACUCGGUGUGUCCUCAUUGAUUUCAGAUGGUAUAGUCUUCCAUGUUCCAGUGACCAAAGCAGUUCAGCUCACUAGGGAAGAUGCAGUAAAAACAGCUUUGCUGUUAGAACUUGAUAUUUCAAAAACAACAUUUUGCUACCAACCUGGAGAUGCCUUCUGUGUCAUAUGCCCCAACAAUCCCAAGGAGGUGCAAGAACUUCUUCAUAUCUUGGGACUUUCAGAAAGGAAAGAGUGCGUUGUUUGCUUAAAGAUUAAACAAGCCACUAAAAAGAAAGGAGCAGCUCCAGAGCAUAUACCUAAAGGAAGUACUGUGGAAUUUAUUCUUACCUGGUGUCUGGAAAUAAGAGCAGUUCCCAAAAAGGCAUUUUUGCGAGCUCUUGUAGAAUACACCAGUGAUGCCAGAGAAAAGCGAAGGCUUCAGGAGCUGUGUAGCAAACAAGGAGCCUCUGAUUACAGUAAUUUCAUUAGAGACCCAAGUAUCUGCUUGUUGGAUUUACUCCAUGCUUUUCCAACAUGCAAACCUCCACUUAACCUGCUGAUAGAACAUCUUCCUAAACUCCAAGCCAGGUCCUAUUCAGCUUCCAGCUCCAAUUUAUUUCAACCAGGAAAACUGCAGUUUGUUUUUAAUGUUGUGGAGUUUCCAUCCUCCCCAUCUCGACUGGUUUCACGAAAAGGAGUGUGUACAGGUUGGCUCGCUGAGUUAGUUGCACCAAUGCUUCAGCCACAUAAAAAUUCUCUACGCACAAAGGAAGAAAAAUUAUCAGCUGUAAAGGUCUCUAUUUUUGCUCGUCCAGUCAACACUUUCCACUUACCUUCAGAUCCAUCUGUCCCUUUUAUGAUGGUGGGUCCAGGAACGGGAGUUUCACCUUUUAUUGGUUUCCUGCAACAUAGACAGAAACUCCAAGAAGAGCAUACGGACUGGAAAUUUGGAGAGACAUGGCUGUUUUUUGGCUGCCGACAUCAGGACAGAGACUACUUAUUCAGAGAUGAGCUCAGAAGUUUUGUUGAAAAUGGCACAUUAACUCAUCUUAAGGUUUGUUUCUCAAGAGACCCUUCAGCUGCAGCAGAAAAAAAACCAACUAAAUAUGUGCAGGACAACAUUCGACUUUGUGCUAAAGAGGUUGCCAGAGUCCUGCUGAAGGAGAGAGGUUGUUUCUAUGUAUGUGGAGAUGCGAAGCACAUGGCUAAAGAUGUGAAUGAUACUUUAGUGGACAUUUUAAGCUCUGAUGCUGGAGUUGACAAAUUGGAAGCAAUGAAAACCCUGGCUACAUUACGACAAGAAAAACGCUAUCUACAGGAUGUCUGGGCCUAAAUGUGUGACCUCUGUGCCUUUGCAAAACAAAGACUGUUAGAUAAUUUUCACCGUAUAUACUGUAUGAAGACUCCGCUGAUUCUUUGGAUUACUAUUAUUUCAACUUCACUUAAGUAAAUUCUCUCUUAAAAGCAGCCAAUUGAUAAUUUAAAAAAAAAAUUUCUCUAGUCAUUUAAUUCUUGAUCAUUCCUACUGAUCUUUUGAAUGGCAUUUAAAACCUUUACAACAACAACAACAACAAAAUGGAACCUAUGAGUCCUCAAUUUGUAGCAGUAUUACCAAGUAGAUUCUCAUGGAGCUCCAUUCCUCCAAUUUAAUAAUGGUAUACUUUGAAAAUAAACUUCUGCAUUUAUAUAGUAUACAAUAUUAUAUAUAUUAUCGUAUACAGCACACGUAAUGUUACUUAUUUAGUUGUACUGUUUAUCACGUACAUCUUAUUGCCAAGAUUUAGUUGAACAUAUUACAUGUAAGUAUUUUGAAGGAAUUUUUCUUUGCCUUAUAACAUAUGACACAAGUUGCAAACAAUAAAUAUUUAAAAUAUUGUCAAGGAAUUCUGGGCACAAUAACUCCCUCAUUAGAGGAGGGUUUGGAACAAAUUGAUAAACUAAACGGUAAUAAGUCACCAGGACCAGAUGUUAUUCACCAAGAGUUCUGAAGGAACUCAAAUGUGAAAUUGCAGGACUACUAACUGUCAUCUGUAACCUAUCAUUUAAAUCAGCUUCUGUACCAAAUGACUGGAGGAUAGCUAAUGUGAUGCCAAUUUUUAAAAAGGGCUCCAGAGGUGACCCUGGCAGCUACAGACCAGUAAGCCUCGCUUUAGUACCAGGCAAAUUGGUUGAAACUAUUGUAAAGAACAAAAUUGUCAGACACAUAGAUGAACAUAAUUUGUUGGGAAGUCAACAUUGUUUUUGUAAAGGGAAAUCAUGUCUCACCAAUCUACUAGAAGUCUUUGAGGGGGUCAACAAGCACGUGAGAUGGAGAUCCAGCGGAUAUAGUGUAUUUAGAUUUUCAAAAAGCCUUUGACAAGGUCCCUCCCCAAAGGUUCUUAAGCAAAAUAAGCAGUUAUGGGAUAAGAGGGAAUGUUCUCUCAUGGAUUGGUAACUGGUUAAAAAAUAGGAAACAAAGGGUAGGAAUAAAUGGUCAGUUUUCAGAAUAGAGAGAGGUAAAUAGUGGUGUCCCCCAGGGAUCUGUACUGGGCCCAGUCCUAUUUAACAUAUUCAUAAACAAUCUGGAAAAAGGGGUAAACAGUGAGGUGGUAAAAUUUGCAAAUGCUACAAAACUACUAAAGCUAGAUAAGUUCUAGGCAGACGAUGAAGAGCUGCAAAAGGAUCUCACAAAACUGGGUGUCUGGGCAACAUAACGGCAGAUGAAAUUUAAUGUUGAUAAAUGCAAAGUAAUGCACAUUGGAAAACAUAAUCCUAACUGUACAUAUACAAUGAUGGUGUCUAAAUUAGCUGUUAUCACUCAAGAAAGAGAUCUUGGAGUCAUUGUGGCUAGUUCUUUGAAAUCAUCCACUCCAUGUGCACCAGCAGUCAAAAGAGCGAACAGACUGUUGGGAAUCAUCAAGAAAGGGAUAGAUAAUAAGACAGAAAAUAUCAUUUUGCCUCUAUAUAAAUCCAUGGUAUGCCCACACCAUGAAUACUGUGUGCAGAUGUGGUCGCCCCAUCUCAAAAAAGAUAUAUUGGAAUUGGAAAAGGUUCAGAAAAGGGCAACAAAAAUGAUUAGGGGUAUGGAACAACUUCCAUAUGAGGAGAGAUUGAUAAGACUGGGACUUUUCAGCUUGGAAAAGAGGCAACUAAGGGAGGAUGUGAUAGAGGUCUAUAAAAUCAUGAGUGGUAUAGAGAAAGUAAAUAAGGAAGUGUUAUUUACUUCUCAUAAUACAAGAACAAGUGGCCACCAAAUGAAAUUAAUAGGUAGCAGGUUUAAAACAAACACAAGAAAGUAUUUUUUCAUGCAACACUCUGUCAACCUCUGGAACUCCUUGCCAGAGGGUGUUGAGAAGGCCAAUACUAUAACGGGGUUCAAAAGGGAGCUAGAUAGAUUCAUGGAAGAUAGGUCCAUCAAUGGCUAUUAGCCAGGAGGGGCAGGAAUAGUGUCCCUAGCCUCUGUUUGCUAGAAGCUGGGAUUGGGUGACAGGGCAUGGAUCACUUGAUGAUAACCUGUCUGUUCAUUCCCUUUGGGGCACCUGCCAUUGGCCACGGUCAGAGGACAGGAUACUGGGCUUGAUGGACCUUUGGUCUGACCCAGUGUGGCCGUUCUUAUGUUCUCCACCUCCAAGCUUUUCUAUGAAUAUUGAUAUUUGAGUGAUGAAGUAAUGGGUUUACAACAUUUUGCAGAUACUCGGAAACACUGGCUGAUAUUGAGUAGGUUUUCCCAGCUAACUCAUGCGAAAUAUCUUUAAUUCAUUCCUUUAAACUCUGCUGGCUUAAUUCUAGGCCUUUCCUAACAAAUCUGACAUUUGUGCUAAAUUUUGUUGGAUAUAAUUAUUGCAGCUUGAGAUAGGAAUACCAAAUUAUUAUUAUAUUUUCUGAAAUUAGGUAAUUUGAAACUCAUUUUACAGCCUUAAAUCUUUUGCUUCCUCAGAAAAAUCUGGAUUACUACCACCAAAAUAAAUUUUUCCAAAUUCAGGUAGAAAAAUCCAUCCUCUGCCUAACAGGGAUGCUCAAAGGACAAAAAGCUCUUUUCUUCCUCAUUUCAACUGUCUUUACUUUUACCUUUCUUCAACUCACCACUCCCUUUGCUCCCUCUCCUUUUAACUCAUGACUCAUAAGUCCCCACUUCUUUUGGUUCCUGCCCAUCUUUCUCCCCAAGAUUAGACCCUUAGAGGAAGAGACAAAGGGGAAGAAAUAUUUCUCAGUUGUGGCAUUGCUCAAGUAUUCUUGUUAGGGAAAAUUCCAUUUUUACUCUGUCCUACACAUAAAGCAGCACUUUGUAUUCUGAUUCUAGUUUUAUAAUGUUUGCCACUGUGGUAUUUGAGCUCAGUAUAGGCAGAGGGAGCAGUUGGGGGAAAAUGUGAUAAUCAGAAUAAAAUCUCAGUUUUUUUAAAAAAGAAACUGCAAUUAACUCUAAUUAAAAUUAAAUUUUAUUAAAACUUUGACAUAAUUGCAAAGUAGCAAUUAUUUAAAAGAUCAAUAGAAAAGCUCAACUAAAAUUUUACAUACCAAGCUUUAUAGAAAAAGGUUCUAAUGCUCCACAAAGAGGACAUGAUGGAGAUAUAUGUAAUAAAAACUAUUAAAAUAUCAAUACAAUGUAAUUUGGGAUUCAACAUGUAAAAUGAAACACACACACACAAAAGUAAAAGAAAGAAAGAGACCUA
Messenger RNA from Chelonia mydas (Green sea turtle), 5580 nucleotides. It is a transcript of the gene MTRR, whose product is annotated as 5-methyltetrahydrofolate-homocysteine methyltransferase reductase. Lineage: Eukaryota; Metazoa; Chordata; Testudines; Cheloniidae. The record is from RefSeq and is a predicted model, not a curated record. The transcript has 15 exons. Gene Ontology annotation, cellular component: cytosol. The coding region runs from base 153 to 2264 and encodes 703 amino acids. Gene Ontology annotation, molecular function: [methionine synthase] reductase (NADPH) activity; FMN binding; flavin adenine dinucleotide binding. Gene Ontology annotation, biological process: homocysteine metabolic process.